Molecule: messenger RNA, 1896 nt
Organism: Pedinophyceae sp. YPF-701
Lineage: Eukaryota; Viridiplantae; Chlorophyta; Pedinophyceae
Source: the annotation of a GenBank genome assembly
AUGUGCCCCGGUUUCGCACGAACUGGAGGGCAGCGACUGGUUGGCGACCACGGGCGCGGACGCGCUCCACAUCGACGCGUCGGCCUCGCGCGCGUCCCUCAGACCGCCUGCUGUCCAUCCGGGGUCUCGCGCGCACGUCGUCACGGCCUCGAGCGCGCUGCCCGAAACGCCGGAGCUCCCUGCGCUGGUGCUGCCGACCGCGGGCGACGCAGCCGCGCCGUGCGACGCGGAACGCAGCGGCACCGGCCGCAGCCGGUCGCCAGACAUCGCACCAAGCGGGUCGCGGCCGCGGCGCGCACGGAGGAAGGCCGCGCGCGACGCGCACGGCGCAGCAGGCAACCACCGUGGCAGCUCCGCGGGCGCGCUCGGCCCGGCGCGCCUUCUUUCGACCGUCCUCUCGGCGCCCCUCCGCAUCCUCUCCUUCACGGCCUCGAGCGCCAAGCGCGUCGCGAGCCUCGCGGCCCCGCUGGCCGCUCCCGGGCUGUUCCUCGCCAAGACGUCAGCGCUCGUCGCCACGCGCGCCAUGGCCCCCCUCGCGUACCACACCGCCCGCGCCGCGGCCCUCGCGCUCCCGCUCGCAGCCUGCGCGGCCGCGCCGCGGCUCCCCGCGCGCCCCGCGGCCGUGCUGCGGUCCUGCGGGCGCUCGCGGGAAGCAUGCGGGCGCCGGUCGUGCUGCUCAGCGCCUGGGACGUCGGCGUGGCCUGCCGCGCCGCGCACCACCGGCGCCAGGCGCUCGCGCGGCGGCGCGGCCUGCGCGGCGGCAACGGCCUGCACUCGCACGAGGUGGACAUCGUCAGCACUGCGGUGGCGCGCGGCCGGAUCGGAUACGCGGAACUGGCGGGGCAGUACCGCGCGGCGAUCACGGAGCUGCGGCGCAAGCUGAUGGCGCUCGGCGUGACGCCGCCGCCCGGGCUGUUCGACGACGCGGGGGGGGAGUUUCUGCGACACCUGUCAGCGUUCGGCGUCAUCGAGGGACACCCCCGCAAGGACGCCAUCGACAAGGCGGCGGCGCAGAUCAAGGGGAUGCUCGAGUGGCGGGCGCGGUACACGUUCAUGCCGCAGGCCGAGCUGGUGCGCUACAAGAAGCUGGUCCGGUGGGUCGGGCGCGACGCGGCGGCGCGACGACCGACGCUGUUCGUGGACCUCGCUGCGGUGCUCGAGGGCGUGCCGAGGCAGGAGGAGGGCGAGCUCAUGCGCGCGGUCGUCGCGCAGGUGGAGCACGCCGUGCGCAGGCGCCUCGGGCGGCCCCCGGCGCGAGCGGACACGAUCACGGUGCUGGUGUCGUGCGAGGGGCUGACGCUCGUGAACGCGACGCGGCUGCUCGUGACGCUGCGCAACAACCUCAUCCCGCUGCUGUCCCAGGCGUACCCUGCCCGACUCGGCGCGUUGUACCUCGUAGCACCCCCCCGGUGGUCUGGCUACCACGUCCGGGCGCUCAAGUCGAUGCUGCACCCGCAGACGCGCUCCAAGGUGCACGCCGUGCAGCCCGAAGAGGUGCCGGCGCUGCUCAUGCGGCGGCGUGUGCCCAGCGCCCGCAGCCCGACCGCUGACGCAAAACGCGCCGACGCGGCGGCAGGCAGCGAUGGGGCCGCAGGCGACCCGGCGGCCGCGCUGGCGGGGCGCGGGGUCUACGCAUCACCGGCCAAGAAGCCGGCGGACACGCACGUCGCAGCACGGCCGUGCGCGAUCGCGGCAGCAAGCGAUGCGGCGGCGGCGGGCGUGGAGGUGACGGAGACGCAGCCGCGGACGGUCGCAGCGCCCGUCGCGGCGUCCCUGCCGGUGUCGGACCGCGUGUGGGUCGUGGCGGCGGCUUGCAUGGCGCUUGCUAUUCAGAUCCUAGCUCGCACCGUCAGCUCUUCUGGGAGUGCCCUGCUGGCAGCCCCGCUUGGCAUGUAG